Messenger RNA from Aspergillus ibericus CBS 121593, 1551 nucleotides. Its product is annotated as MFS transporter. The record is from RefSeq and is a predicted model, not a curated record. The coding region runs from base 14 to 1492 and encodes 492 amino acids. The transcript has 2 exons. Lineage: Eukaryota; Fungi; Ascomycota; Eurotiomycetes; Eurotiales; Aspergillaceae. Gene Ontology annotation, molecular function: transmembrane transporter activity. Gene Ontology annotation, biological process: transmembrane transport.
AGAGCCUCUCAGCAUGACUGCCGUGUCUGAGAGUGUGCCCGUCCGGCCUGCCGAUACGGAAAAAGCCACGCAACAUGUCGGCCCCGACCCGAAUCUGGUGACCUGGGAUGUGGAUGACCCGGAAAACCCGCUUAACUUUCCGCUCGCCUACAAAUGCUGGAUCACGUUUCAGCUGGGUCUGUUGGCCCUGAGCGCCAGUAUGGGCUCGAGUAUUAUCUCCCCGGCGGAAUCAAGCCUCAAAGCUUACCUGCACGUGGGAAGCGAAGUCAGCAUUCUUCCGGUAUCACUCUAUAUUCUCGGCUUCGCCUUCGGACCACUCUGCUGGGCGCCCAUCUCAGAGAUCUGGGGUCGCCGCUGGUCCAUGCUCCCCGCCGUCUUCAUCAUGGGGCUCUUCAGCAUCGGCACCGCGACCAGCAAAAACACCGCCUCCGUACUCAUCACCCGCUACUUCGCCGGCCUCUUCGGCUCCGCCCCGGUCAGCAACGUCUCCGCCGCCCUGGGCGACAUCUUCCACAUGAAAGCGCGCGGCAUCGCCAGCACCUCCUACGCGAUCUGCGUCGUCGGCGGCCCAACCAUGGGCCCGAUCAUCGGCGCGGCCCUCAUCUCGAACCCACACCUCAGCUGGCGCUGGACCGAAUACAUCGAAGCCAUCUUCGUCUUCCUCGUCUUCACCAUCACCUUCUUCUGCCUCCCCGAAGUCUACAGCCCGGUCCUCCUGCACCACAAAGCCAUCCGUCUCCGCAAAGAAACUGGCAACACAGCCCUCUACCAUCCCCACGAACACCUCAAACUCACCCCCCACAGCAUCAUCACGAAGCACUUCUCCCGCCCCCUCGUCAUGCUCCUCACCGAACCAAUGGUCACCGUCAUCGCCCUCUACGCCUCCUUCACGUACGCCCUCCUCUACCUCACCCUCGAGGUCUUCCCCAUCGUCUUCUCCGACAUCCGGCACUGGAAACCCGUCCUCGCCACCCUCCCCUUCAUCGGCCUCUUCAUCGGCGUCCUCCUCUCCUCCCUCUUCAUCAUCUUCCUCGGCCAACCCUACUACAUCCGCAAAUGGGAAGCCGGCGGCGGCAAACCCGUCCCGGAGGCCCGUCUCAUGCCCAUGGCCGUCGGCGGGUUUCUCUUCGCGGGAGGCCUCUUCUGGUUCGGAUGGACCGCCCAACCUACCUACUCAUGGGGCUUGCCCGUCGUGGCCGCCAUGGUCUUCGGGUGCGGGUUUUGUAUUAUCUUCGGGCAGUGUAUUAACUUUUUGGUCGAUACGUAUGGGCCGUAUGCUGCGUCGGCGACGGCGUCGAAUACCUUCCUGCGGAGUGUAUUGGCGGCGGCGUUUCCGCUGUUCGCGCAGCCCAUGUUUCGCAAUCUGGGGGUCGGGCCGGCCAUGUCGAUUCUCGGGGGCGUGGCGGCAGCCGCCAUCCCGGUGCCGUUUUUGUUUAUGGUAUAUGGGGUGCGGUUGCGGAAGAUGUCGCGGUUUGCGCCGUUUAAGGGGUGAAUACCAUACAGUAUCGAAUAGAUGUUUCAUAUUUAAUGAGAAUUAUGGAAAGUUGUUCG